CACAAGUGGCUUCAGAGCCCUCCAGACGUGACCAAGGUCGAUGGAGAGGGAACUGUGCAGAGAAGCCUGCCCCAGCCUUUCCUGCCUUCGACUGAAACAGCAGCAUCUUCUAAGCCCUGGGGGCUUCCCCAGGCCCCAGCCCCGACCUAGAACCCGCCCGCUGCCUGCCACACUGCCGCUUCCUCUAUAAAGGGACCUGAGCGCCAGCGCCCAAGACCCCGCACAGCAGGUUCUCCCCAUGACACCACACGGACAUCUCCACCUCUUGAGGGUGCUUGGUGCCCCUCCUGUCUUCCUCCUGGGGCUGCUGCUGGCCCUGCCUCUAGGGGCCCAGGGACUCUCUGGAGUUCGCUUCUCCGCUGCCAGGACAGCUCAUCAGCCCCCACAGAAGCAUUUGACACAUGGCAUCCUGAAACCUGCUGCACACCUUGUUGGGUACCCCAGCAAACAGAACUCACUGCUCUGGAGAGCAAACACGGAUCGCGCCUUUCUCCGACAUGGCUUCUCUUUGAGCAACAACUCCCUCCUGAUCCCCACCACUGGCCUCUACUUUGUCUAUUCCCAGGUGGUUUUCUCUGGAGAAAGCUGCUCCUCCAGGGCCGUUCCUACUCCCAUCUACCUGGCCCAUGAGGUCCAGCUGUUUUCCUCCCAAUACCCCUUCCACGUGCCUCUCCUCAGUGCGCAGAAGUCCGUGUAUCCCGGGCUACAAGGACCGUGGGUACGCUCAAUGUACCAGGGGGCUGUGUUCCUGCUCAGUAAGGGAGACCAGCUAUCCACCCACACCGAUGGCAUCUCCCAUCUACACUUCAGCCCCAGCAGUGUAUUCUUUGGAGCUUUUGCUCUGUAGACUCUAAAGAAACCCAGGAAUUGAAUUCCAGGCUUCCAUCCUCCCAUUUUAAAGGUCACAUCCCCACAGUCUCCAGCCUUCUCCACCAAAAGAACCUGGAGCUUUCACGGGAGUCUGAGGCACUUCAGGGACCACAUCUCCCCCAGGGCCACUCCAGAUGCCCAGGGCAAGAUUCAAGCCUGCCUAGAAGUUCCUGCACAGAGCAGGGGUUUUGUGGAUCUAAGUGGAGCAGAGACCUGGAUGUGAGGAGGGACAGACAUGGGGGAGGUGGCUGGGGCCAGGGGAAGGUUGACUAUUUAUGAAGAGAAAGGUUAAGUUAUUUAUUUAUAGAGAAUAGAAAGAGGGGAGAAAUAGAAAGCCGUCAGAUGACAACUAGGUCCCAGACACAAAGGUGUCUCACCUCAGACAGGACUCAUCUACAAGAGAGAUGGUGAGAGAAUCAGAUGUGGGUGACUGAGGGGUUCUAGAAGAAAGCAGGAGGCUCUAAAAGCCAGGCACUGCUUGGCUAGACACCCACAGGGAGCCCCUGCACCAUCCAUGAAAUCCAAUAAACCUCUUUUCUCUGAA
Mastomys coucha (southern multimammate mouse) is the source of this 1414-nucleotide messenger RNA. RefSeq names its product lymphotoxin alpha (gene Lta). Lineage: Eukaryota; Metazoa; Chordata; Mammalia; Rodentia; Muridae. Gene Ontology annotation, molecular function: tumor necrosis factor receptor binding. Gene Ontology annotation, cellular component: membrane. Gene Ontology annotation, biological process: immune response. The transcript has 5 exons. Bases 239 to 847 code for a protein of 202 amino acids. The record is from RefSeq and is a predicted model, not a curated record.